Molecule: messenger RNA, 1401 nt
Organism: Nakaseomyces glabratus
Lineage: Eukaryota; Fungi; Ascomycota; Saccharomycetes; Saccharomycetales; Saccharomycetaceae
Gene: LTV1
Product: ribosome biogenesis protein LTV1
Biological process (GO): ribosomal small subunit biogenesis; ribosomal small subunit export from nucleus
Cellular component (GO): preribosome, small subunit precursor; cytosol; nucleus
Source: RefSeq, a predicted model, not a curated record
AUGUCGAAGAAGUUUACGAGCAAGAACUCGCAGAAGUUUGCCGUUGUGCACAGGCCCCACGACGACCCGAACUACUAUGACGCCGAUGCCACCGAGCAUGUGCUGGUGCCAGUGGACCCCAAGGGCAAGCAGGCCGUGAAGCAGCGGCCCCAAAGGCAGCGCAAGCCGGUGAAUGAGCACGUAGGCGAGGCGCGCAUCUACGGUAUUGGCUUCGACGACUCGAAGUACGACUACACACAGCACUUGAAGCCCAUCGGACAGGACCCCAACGCCGUGUUCAUCGCCAAGACUCCAGCUCAGGCCCCAGCAAAGAAGAAGAACAUAGAGGACUUGUUCGUCGAGGACACGUACAAGGGCGAAGCUCCCACCAGACCAGACUCUGUGUUCAAGUUCGGUAUGGCAAAGCCUGAGUACUUGAAACACCAGCAGGAUGUGCCCGAUGACAUCAGAGGCUUCAAGCCUGACAUGAACCCAGCGCUUAGAGAAGUGCUGGAAGCACUAGAGGACGAGGCUUAUGUGGUGAACGAGGACAUUGUUGUAGAGGAUCCCAAGAAGAAGAAAGGAAAAAAGAAAGUAGAAGUAGCCGAUGACCUCGAGGAAGAGGACGAUGAUAUCUUCGCCGAGCUGCUACAAGGUGGUGAAGUUGGCAGCGACGGGGAGUUCCAGGACGAGUUCGACGAGUGGGAUAUGGAUAACUUGGAUGAAUACGAGGAGACUCACUACCAGGACGAGAUGAAGCAGUUCGACAACAUAGACAACUUGGAAGAUUUGCAAGGCAUCGAUUAUCAGGCUGAUGUGAUGAGAUUUCAGAAGCAGCAGAAGAAGAAGUUCGAGGAGUUCGAGUCUGAUAACGAGUUUGACUCUGAUGCUGAGGGUGACGACUUGUCUCGCGGCGGUAACGUUUCUGAGGAUGAAGAAGAAGAGGAAGACGGCGAUGUAUUGGGUGAUCUGCCGACGAUAAACAAGAAGACCACUGGUAAAAAGAAGCGCAAGGAGCGUAAGAAGAAAGGUGCAAUGUCUGAUAUUUCCGGGUUCUCAAUGUCCUCAAGUGCUAUUGCUAGAACUGAGACCAUGACCAUCCUAGAUGACAAAUACGACAACAUCAUCGCCAGCUAUGAGAACUACGAAGAAGAACAAUUAGACGACGAGUACGAAAAUGCAAAGCCAUUUAACAUGGAGGAAGAGAGAGCUGACUUUGAGUCCAUGCUUGAUGACUUCCUAGACAAUUACGAGCUGGAUGCCGGUGGAAGAAAGAUUGUCAAGAAGGAUGCCGAGAGAGACAGAAUCAAGCAGGCGGCAGACGAGGUCAGUAAAGGUAAACUGAGCUUGAGGAGAAACCGUGAGAGACAGAAGAAGGAAGUAGAAAAGGUGACCAGCUCACUAAACUCUCUACGUUUCUGA